AUGGGAUGUCGGCCUGCUUGUCUUGAUCUACAAAGCUCAAACGAUCCCUUCGGACUGCUGAGCAGCAAUUUCGGCACCGCUGAGGACUACCGUCAGAUCAUGAAGGGAAUACGGUACUUUUGCGCUCAAUGGCCAACCCGCGCUUUCCGCUGGAGUAAAGAAAAUAAUUGGAAUAAAGAAGCCGAUUUGGGUUUUUAUGAAUUGCUGGAGCACCGUUCGUUGCUGGAAGACGGCGUGCUACAUACGUUUCUUGCAAGAUCGCUGUCGCCGGCAGGAUUCGCAAACAUUUCACGACGAUUCGAGUCGGACUGGUUCGGGCGGAUUCGACCACUUGACCCGGUGGAGAAUCAAUCAGCUGUUACCCGCAUCCGCAAUACAUAUGAUGGCUACUUUCCACGCAAAAAUCUCCAGGCUCAAAAACGCUAUUUCUAUGCUGAGAAAUAUUUUCGGAUCGAUCACCCGCGAGGAGGCGUUACGGUGAUGCUUCGAGCCCGGGGCGCCCUGGUCUUCCAAGAGCUGAGGUUCGACGAACGGAUGGCGCGUGAAAAGCUGAGCCCGAAAACCUGCCCAAAAGAAUUCAGGGUGCGCGUGCAUCCAGUCUGGGCCUUCAUGUUUGAUGCGGAG
Mesorhabditis spiculigera is the source of this 624-nucleotide messenger RNA. The record is from the annotation of a GenBank genome assembly. Lineage: Eukaryota; Metazoa; Nematoda; Chromadorea; Rhabditida; Rhabditidae.